AUGUCCGCCAAGCAGGCUACUAUUCUCCCCAUCGAGGAUCUUCCUGCGGAGCUUCUUCUUCAUGUAAGCUCCUGCUUGUCCCUCCGAUUCGCCUCUCGCCUUGCGCGAGCCAACAAGAAGUUCCACCAAAUUCUGAACAUCGAGCUCUACAAGCGUAGCCGCAAAGGCUGGUUUCCUCUUGCUUUCGGUGCUUGCACUGACAAUACCGACACCUUGGCUCUUUGCAUUGAAGUUGGAGCCCCUGUUGACUUCCAUAUUCGACAAACCAUGGGAGAUUUCCGCUGGUGCGGUGAAAGCUACUACAUGGUCGGUGGAUGGCGAGCUCUCCGCCAAGCUAUCCACGACAACAGUCCUAAAGCUGUCAAGUUUCUCCUCGAUCACGGUGCUUGCCCUAACUCUACUCCUGAAGAGUUGCAUGGUAAGGGCCCCGGCGAACCUCCAUUUGCUAUUGUCUUCCGACGAGGACCUCGCUCACCAGUUGAAGCCAAGGCUAUUGCCAUCGCUCUUCUGGACGCUGGCGCCGAUACCAGCACUGUCUCUGAAACUCAGAGGGAGGAACUGUUGAAGAUGAAGGAGAUCGAUGGCUACUUUGCCAAGGGUUGGGCCUAA
Molecule: messenger RNA, 609 nt
Organism: Fusarium coffeatum
Lineage: Eukaryota; Fungi; Ascomycota; Sordariomycetes; Hypocreales; Nectriaceae
Exons: 1
Coding region: 1-609 (202 amino acids)
Molecular function (GO): protein binding
Source: RefSeq, a predicted model, not a curated record